AUGGCCGCAAUUACCACCGGCACGACUGCGCCAAAGGCCAUAUCCCUGGAUGAGCAGACUGGCAAGGUCGAGUCUGGCUACUCGUCGGUACAGCAUGGUAUUAGUGGCAUAAGACAUCGCAAACCUCUGAUUGAGGAUUAUGUCUUUUACGCCGAGCAGCAACGAGCGCAUGAGAAAGUGGUCGACGACAAACAGUGUGGCGACCACAAUCCUGCCUUCUGA
Messenger RNA from Recurvomyces mirabilis, 222 nucleotides. RefSeq lists its product as uncharacterized. Lineage: Eukaryota; Fungi; Ascomycota; Dothideomycetes; Mycosphaerellales; Teratosphaeriaceae. The coding region runs from base 1 to 222 and encodes 73 amino acids. The record is from RefSeq and is a predicted model, not a curated record. The transcript has 2 exons.